CCUACAAUUUUUGUCAAGAUAUUUCUGUGAAAGUGCAUAUCAUCCUGUAAAUUAAGAUACAAUUAUAAAAUAUGUAAAUUAUAAGAUCAUUUCUAUUUUUCACUUUUAACAUUUUAUAGUGCAGAAUUCCACAAAAUACCGCUCCAUUGCGUUACAAACAACCUAUCCCCUUACAGAUUCAUCUGAUACAAAAAUGUCAAAUUAGGCUAAAUGGAUUUAGUAAAUGAAUGUCAACUGCGGUGUCCACAAUCUGAGUUACAAUGAAAUGAAGUUAUUUUCCUUUACAUAGCCUGCUUUGUUUUCUUUUCUAGCAACCCAAAGCAACUCCCAGAAAGAGCUCUGUCAUGUUUGCUUGUUCUCUCUGUGCGAGCAACUUUCAGCGUUAAGGGUGGACGUGAUAUUUCAAACAUCAGAUCAGUGCGUUUAUGUAUUGGGUGCCCGGAAAUUUUUCCAAAUAAACACAGCUUGAUUCAACUUGGGUGGGCAGACUUAUCAACAGACUAAUUCUAUAAACAAAUGAAGGAAUAACCGAGCACACCAUUGGCUGGUAGGCUGGGGACACGCGGGGAGAGAGAGAGACUCGAGGCUUUCGGCAAUGAAAAUUUAAUUAAUGUGGGUGGGCUGAGGGAACACAACGAGUGUUUAUCAUAGACAAUUUAUUUUCCAGCGCUAAGUCAACAUAAAACAGCAAAACGGACAACAAUUAUUUAACAUUUUAGACUCAUGAAGCGGACACACCGGUGGCGAUCUCCCCAGACUGAGACUGUCCUCCGAAGUCAUGAGUUUAUACCACAGCCCUGUGCCACAGUCCGGCGUGGCUGCGUCGGCUCUCACUCUCUCGAAUUCCUCCCUAAUCUAUGUUUAUGGUGGCGAAGUUGGAGGCAUCAUUCCCGCUUUGGGAUUCGCGUCCAGCCGGCAGGAACCUCCGCAGAAACCUCCCUACAGCUACAUCGCGCUCAUCGCAAUGGCAAUUAAGAACUCACCGGACAAGCGCGCAACGUUGAGCGGCAUCUAUCAGUUCAUCAUGGACCGCUUCCCCUAUUACCAUGACAACAAGCAAGGCUGGCAGAACUCGAUCCGCCACAACCUUUCGCUGAACGACUGCUUCAUCAAAGUGCCCAGAGAAAAAGGGCGACCGGGGAAGGGCAGCUACUGGAUGCUGGACACCAAAUGCCUGGACAUGUUUGAGAACGGAAACUACCGGCGACGCAAGAGAAAGUGCAGGACUCAGGAGCCGGGAGAGACUAAAAUGGGACAUAAAAGAGCCAGAGCGACGACCCUGAGCUCGAAACUUCAUCAAAGUGCCCUUUUAGAGAAAGAGUCGCCGCUUAAGGACUCCGAUAUGAGCAAACGGCAACACGAAAAACAUCCCGAAAGAGAUCUAAACGUCCAACCACAAAAUAACGAGCACGCCUCAAACCCCACGAAAGACUGGUGUUUGGCACCCUCGACCACAGCGGGCGCUAACCCAAGAUGCCCGACGCCUGAACAGACCGGCACAGUGUCUCUAAACAAUCUCAAUGGCACAAACACUGCGCCCUUAAACGCGCAACAAACGCCGGUAGCCGUGAUGAAUGACACAGGAAGCGCUCAAACUGGAGACGCCAAAUCCAAAGAGACGAAUGCUCAGACGCACCCACGAAAACCAACAGACAAAUCAAAGGAGUUUAGCAUAGACAGUAUUCUGUCAAAAAAGGAGAACCAGUUCCAGCGAAGGUGCGGCGUUGCCGGAGGAGCGCCGGUCGCGUGCUUGGAGUCGCGCGGUUACGCGCUCUCGUCCUCUCUGCUGUACCCUCACGGAUUCCCGCUCUGCUCCUACCUGUCUCUCACCUGUCCUGACAAAAUGCUGAACUUCAGAGAGAAAACAGAUGAGAAAAUAUUCUUUUGACGACUCUUUUUUUUUUUUUGAAUGACUUGUCGAAUCCCAGACUGUAGCAAAUAAAUUUAUGUCUAGAAAAUUUCAGUGAAUUCAGUAACAGUAACAUUCUUAUUUUCUGUGUUUUGUAAUUAUUAAUUGCAAACAAAAACAAUUUUAAACACAUCUAUCAAGCAUUCAGGCUAAAACUUUUAUUAUUAUUUCUAUUACUAUUAUUGUUGUCGUUAUGGAAUUCAACAUGGGUGGCCACUCUAAAGAACAGUAUACUGUACAGUACACUAACAGUAGUUAAUUCUAAUGAUGUGUGUACUAUGAUCAAGAACGCACUCUUGAGCACAGAUGUCUUUGUAAAAUGAUAAUGUUUAUAUGAGCAAGGGUUUUAUGUUCCUCUCAGAGCUUAUGACAGAUACUUGACAAACUGCAGUGUGCUUGUUCUUGUCCUUUCCUCUACAACUAUAUAUAUAUAUAUAUAUACACACAAAAACUCAAACUUGAUUGACUGCUUAAAGAUACAUUUGUGGAAAAAACUAAAAAUCAAUUGGGUUGUACCUUGUGCUUUCAAUGUAAGGUUCAUAUUGAGUAAGGGAACUCAAUUCUUUAAAUAAACAGAGUAAAACCUUGAAAUAAACAUCUUCAGUUUCCUACACAAAAGAACCUGAUAUACUAUAGCCUAUAUAAAAAAUAUCGACUCAAACUGAAACUGAAACAACCCCAAAGAAACCAUUUUUAUGACGGUGAAAUACCAGUAAUAGGAACUUACAUUUGUGUUUUCAUUAAUAUGUUUUACUUAACGAACAACUGCUUUGUGUGUGUGUGUGUGUGUGUGUGUAUUCAUGAAUGUAUGAAUGAAUGAAAGACCAUAUGUCAUUCAUAUACAGCAAACUUGUUGCUAGGACUAUGCAUAAUCCUGAACUGUGAAACUAGUCUACCACAUGUAUUCCUUGCCACCAUAUAUAGCCAUAAGUGUUUUUUGAACUCAAAGGUCUAAGCCUCACUGAGUGCAAAUCAGGAAUGCUUGUGGAAAUAAAUAAGCUUCCCCACAUUCAAGCAGAGGAACUCACAUCCACAAGCAUUUCCUGUGUAUAGGAUUCUUUUGGUCAGAAGUGUAAAUAGAGCGUCAUCCAUCUGAAGGUUUGUAGAGAGAAAGAGACUACAUCUCUCAAUCUGCUGCCUCCAUCUGUCCUCCUCUUCACAGAUGGGCUCCUUAGAUGGAGCAGUCUGCAGGACUCUGCUGGAUCGCAGCCCUGAAUUUGCCAUCCAUGAUCAUUAUGAAACAUUGCUAUC
This is a messenger RNA of Onychostoma macrolepis, 3160 nucleotides long. RefSeq names its product forkhead box L1 (gene foxl1). NCBI's taxonomy places the organism in Eukaryota, Metazoa, Chordata, Actinopteri, Cypriniformes, Cyprinidae. The transcript has a single exon. The record is from RefSeq and is a predicted model, not a curated record. Gene Ontology annotation, biological process: regulation of transcription by RNA polymerase II; cell differentiation; anatomical structure morphogenesis. Gene Ontology annotation, molecular function: RNA polymerase II cis-regulatory region sequence-specific DNA binding; DNA-binding transcription factor activity, RNA polymerase II-specific. The coding region runs from base 779 to 1888 and encodes 369 amino acids.